AUGGAUGAUGAUCAAUUGCGAACUCUUUUUUCCUCGUUGACCGUACUCGCUCAACAAGGGCCAAUUCCAGUGCAAGCUUAUUCAAUGGUUGUGAGAAAUACAUCACCAGAAACCCUUGCAGAGCAACUUCAUCAAAGAUGGUUGGCUGAUUCAAAAUUUGCCCCAAUUGCCGCUGAUAUUAUACUACAUAUUUUCAACUUAGAUCGAGGGGAUUUUGGAUUAGCAUCUUGUUGUCUUGCUUUACUAUUGAAUGAUUAUCGAAAUCGUCUCGAAGUUCGCAACAAAAGCAAGCUCAUGUUUCGCAAUUCGGUUAGAGCACUUUUUGGCCUUUACCCGGUUUAUAUGAAGAUGGACGAAUGUGUCGCAAAAUCUUUCAUCAAACCAAUGUUCAAUUGCCUUGACACACUUGUUGACAAUAAUCCCGAUCGAGAAGAUGCAAAGACAAUGGGUUUGCUUUUGUCAGAGAAUGGACGAACACUCCAUCAGCUCAAUCAAUAUCUCGUUGACCGAUUGAUUGUCAAAGUUCGAGAUCAAAUGUGUAGCGAUGAACCAUUUAUGAAUUCGGAAAUACGAAGAAUAUUUCUACAUGUGAUGGAUUUAUGGGCAUUCGGUUGGAAUGAAUUAGCCAUUCCUGAUUGUCUUCUCAUUGAAUAUGAUGCUCCACCACAAAAAGCACAACUUAUUACACGAAAACAAACCAUUCCAAUAGUUCAUGCGCCUCGAAAAGGAAUUUUAAAAGAGAGUGACGCUAAGCCGACUUCCAACAAGCAGACCAAUACUUUCCAAAAUUUGACCAAACAAAAUUGCAAAACUUUGACAAUAAUUGAGCAAUUGAUGAGUCUAACACCAAUUAUCCUAUUGUUAUUUCUCAUUUUUCAUGGUGUAAACGGGCAAGUAUGCCGGGCUGGAUUGGGCGAUGCGACUCCUUGUAAUGAUGUUCUCAUCAUUAUGGAUUUCAGCUUUUACAUGAAAAACAAUUCCUUCAUUCUUCAACAAUAUGAUUUUGUGCGAGAAAAACUCUUACCUGCGUACAAUCUCCGAGCGGGUCGUUAUGGAAUCGCCAUUGGAGCAUUUGGAUUUCUAGAUUAUGCUAAAUUGGGAAUCGAGGCACCACUGCUCAUGUUUUUUACGCGUUUUGAUCCAACACAUAUCUGUGAUGAUAUUGAUCAGAUCAAGACUGAUUUCAUCGGAAAUCUUACUCUUGGCACAUUGCCUUUGGCUCGUGUCCUGGAUCUUGUUGUAUAUUAUGCGGAUAAAGACGGAAAUCGCUAUUCAACAGUCAUUCUUUUCACCGCAUCAAUCGAUCAGGGAGAAAUAGAUCAAGCUGGAGAAUAUUAUAGAGAUGUAAUGGGAAGAACGGGUGAAAGCUAUCAUAUAGUGAUUGUUUCAAUUAACAACCCAAAAAUGAACUAUGCAGCAUGGUACGGAGUGGCUAAUAUUUAUCGAACGACGAAUUUUGUUGAUUUUAAUGGGACUGAAGUGGGCGAGUGUAUAGCCACAACGGGUUGCUCGGUUAAUUGCCACCUUGAUGUGACCACCGUUUCUGUGGCCAAUUACACGGAUCGCUACUAUACGGCUGGCACAACCCCCGCUCCGUUACCCACCCAUCCAAUGCCAACAACAACCCCUGGAAGGAAUAUCACUAUCACAGCUCCGUUGACAACGACAACGACAACAACGACAACAACGACAACAACGACGAUAAAAACGACUCCUAUCAUUACAACAACUACCACUAGCGGAGCCCCUCCUUAUAAUGCUGGGAAAUACGGAUGCGAGUGUGAUGUGUCUAAAAUUUGGUUAGAUAUCAUGGUUAUUAUCGACUCAUCCUCAGCUAUGACACUCAGUGGGAUUCAAUCGCUGAAUAUCUUCUUACUCUCAACCUUCUUACAAAUGAAUAUUGGUCAAGAUGUGUCACAAGUGUCAAGAAUUGGACUGGUUGUUUAUGGAGGAUCGGCUGAGCUCGUCUACAAACUCACCGAAUUUACAUCUAGGGACGAUCUGUUGAAUCGUUGGAACCCGAAAUUCCUCAAUGAGAAUUCGACUAACUUGGAAAGUGCCAUAAAAAUGGCUCACGAUGAGUUCGAGAGAGCCGGCUCAUCGAGACCUAACACGAAACAAGUGAUGAUUGUGGCGGCUAGCACCUAUUCUCCCGGUCAAGCUGAUGAUCCCCUUCAAAUUGCAAAUCAAACAAAACAAGAUGGCAUAAAGAUUAUCACCAUUGAGUACGUACAAAAUCACGGUCUACCAGUGCCAAUUUUGUAUCAAAUCGCCUCUCCAAACUACAAUUUGUCAAACAUUUUUGAGAACCUUCACACCAGUCAACUACAAUUUUUGCUGUGUCAAGCGAAUUGUUUUUGCACGACAAAUUGGGAUCCGGCAAAGGCUAGCAUGUAUAAUACACCAGAUGGUGGCUGUUAUUAUCCUGUAUUAAUCCCGGCCCUCUUUGAACUUGCACAAAGAUUUUGCCAUGGACAAGGAGGGAUUAUAUCUGCAAUCGAAGAUCAGGAUAAAGCGCUUUUCAUUUCGAAAGAAAACAAAAAAAUGGAAACAUGGAUUGGUCUUCAAUGCACAAAUCAGAAUUGCUUAUGGGAUGAUGGAUCUGCGCUCGGAGCCUACCAACCCUGGGCAACCAACAAUCCAAACACUGCAGCAGGAACUUGCGUUUGGCAAAACAACCCAUCUGGGUUGCGUAUUCAAUGGCAAAGUGAUAACUGCACGGAUGAUCACAUGUACAUUUGUCAAAGAACCCCUUGUUCCAGUGUGAAUUUCUGUACCGACCGAAUAAGA
This is a messenger RNA of Mesorhabditis belari, 2790 nucleotides long. The record is from the annotation of a GenBank genome assembly. NCBI's taxonomy places the organism in Eukaryota, Metazoa, Nematoda, Chromadorea, Rhabditida, Rhabditidae.